This is a messenger RNA of Vigna unguiculata (cowpea), 1088 nucleotides long. Its product is annotated as two-pore potassium channel 1-like. Gene Ontology annotation, molecular function: potassium ion leak channel activity; outward rectifier potassium channel activity. The record is from RefSeq and is a predicted model, not a curated record. Gene Ontology annotation, cellular component: plasma membrane; plant-type vacuole membrane. Gene Ontology annotation, biological process: stabilization of membrane potential; potassium ion transmembrane transport. NCBI's taxonomy places the organism in Eukaryota, Viridiplantae, Streptophyta, Magnoliopsida, Fabales, Fabaceae.
AUGAGGAGCAAAUUAAGUCCCUCAAAAUUUGAACCUUUUUCCAGGUGAUCUCUGCUAACAUAUGAAGUUUUUUCAGCAAGGUGAUGGGUGGUGAUGAGGCUCGACAAUCAUUGCUCUCAGAACAUUCAAAUGAGAAAAAUGGCCUCCAGAGGAGAAGGCCUAGUGCAUUGGAGAAGGAGAUCAACCACAGAGGACAUAAUGAUGAAAAAAAGCCUUUGAAUUCUCUAGCAGAAUUCCAUUUCAGACCAGUGUUGUUUUGGUUAGCUGCAUACCUAGGUGGAGGAACUAUUUGCUUCCUUCUCACACAGCAUCACAUAAAGGGUAUAAAAACAAAUGGGUUUCUUGAUGCCAUUUACUUCUGUGUUGUAACAAUGACAACAGUUGGAUAUGGAGAUCUUGUGCCAGAUAGCGACCUUUCAAAACUUCUUGCUUGCAUUUACGUCUUCACUGGAAUGGCUCUUGUAGGGUUAAUUCUUAGCAAAGCAGCAGAUUAUAUUGUUGAAAAGCAGGAAAUCAUUCUUGUUAAAACCAUAUUCAAGGGUGAAAAUUAUGGUCCAGAACAGGUUUCCAAAGAGGUUGAAACCAACAAAGCUAAAUACAAACUCAUCCUGACAGCAUCCAUCUUUUUGGUGCUUAUGAUUGAGGGGACUAUUUUUCUGUAUUUUAUUGAAAAUCUGGAUUUUGUUGAUGCCUUUUAUUGUGUUUGUUCCACAGUCACUACUUUAGGUUAUGGGGAUAAGAGCUUUUCCACCACUUUUGGUCGUGCUUUUGCUGUCUUCUGGAUAUUGAGCAGCACCAUUUGCUUGGCUCAGUCUUUUGCUUAUAUAGCUGAACUUUAUACUGAAAAAAGACAAAGGUCCCUUGCAAAAAGGGUUCUUGCACGAAAAUUGUCACUCCUUGAUCUUGAGGCAGCUGAUCUUGAUGGAGAUCAUGUAGUCAGUUCUACAGAGUUCGUGUUGUAUAAAUUGAAGGAAAUGGGAAAGAUCAGCCAAGAUGAUAUUUUAGCUGUUCUGGAUAUUUUUAGACAACUAGAUUUUGAUCAAUCAGGAACACUGACAGAAGCUGAUCUCAGACCUAACCAUGACUGA